This is a messenger RNA of Vitrella brassicaformis, 2283 nucleotides long. The record is from the annotation of a GenBank genome assembly. NCBI's taxonomy places the organism in Eukaryota, Vitrellaceae.
AGCGACAUUCAUCACAUACGCACACUCCAAGUCCACACGUGCAUGCGCAGGUGUGCGCAGAGAGACAUUCAUCAUAUGCACACACUCCAAGUCGACACGUGCAUGCGCAGGUGUGCGCACAGCGACAUUCAUCACAUACACACACUCCAAGUCCACACGUGCAUGCGCAGGUGUGCGCAUAGCGACAUUCAUUAUAUGCUUUGAGUGUCUUCGUGCUGAGAGAGGAGACACAGGAACCCUUCUACAUGUGGACGUUGGAGCACGUAGUCUUCCUCCACCCUCCGAGCCACUUUACAGACAGGAAGGUGGGCGAAGCAGACGAGCCUAAACAUACGUCGGCUAUGGCUUGUCUGUAUGCUGUGUUUGGUUAGUGGCGUCACUUGAUUGACACCGAUGGAGUGAGCCAUAGGCGCUAAUCACCCAUCAUUGGCCGUUCAAUCUUGCCUUUUCAUUGUGCUUGCUUGGUUUUGCAGCCACUCAAGGCGAUAAAGCUUGACGACAUUCACACAAUCGAGCAGGAUCAACACGUCGUGUCGCUGUACGACCGAGACGACACUCUGCUACUGUCUCUCCAGCCGACCAACAACGACAGAGACCUGCUGAUUGGCCAAGCCAUCGAGGAUCAAAGAUCUGAGACUUUAGAGGAGCCGUUUCAAGAGACACCCCUCAAGCAGGACAGCCUCUUGAUCCCACUGCGCUCUCAAAGUGAUGAGCAGCUGAAGCCGUCGGUGUUCUGUUCGGCUCAACCUUCCAUCCAUGAGAUGACGGAAGCGCAGCAGGACCCGCAUGUGACGUUGGUCCCCAGCGGCGUAGCAGCAGUGGCCCAGGUCAUCCGUGCGGCGAAAGAGGCGAGGAAAAUUCUGCUGGAGACCUAUGCGGGAGAAGCUGAGGGAAAAGCAGCAAGUGCUUUCUCUCUUGAUGGCCCAGUGGUGUGUUCGGCCUGCUUCUGUAUGGUCAAUGGUCAAUGCGCACACAUCUGGUGGACUCAUGACGGACUGGUAAGCGCAACUGGUCACCGAGGAGAAAAGCACCUUUUUGUCUAUUUCCCUUUUUUUCUUUCCUUGUUUUUUCAGGUGCUCAAUGUGGUCUCGGACGAUUCAAACAUGACCCACGGCUACUUCGUGAAGGACAUGUCAGAACCGACACUUGAGGAGACGGUAGUCUCCCUCGGAAUCAUCAGAGUAAGCGCACCACGUCGUGUGUAUGCUGAAAUGAGAUCCGUGUUUUCUUCUGUGUCUCGCCAGCUGGCAUUCACCGAUCCCCUCACUGCCGAGUCCUUCAGCCGCAUUAUCGCCUACCUAAAGACCCAACAAAUAUCAGAUGGCCAGGAUGAGGCGCUGCAGAAGCAGAGACGUGAUGCCAUCACGAGCUUCUACGCGGGCACCGAGUCGCAGCGGCCCUCCGUGACCUCGACUUAUCGCCGCCCCUCUGUGGCCGACGGUGGCAAGACCGGCACGCCACUGGUGAUAACGCACAGAGAGACAGAAUGUGAGAGACGUGAGAGCAAUGCUGUGCCUUCUGUCAGGCAAGGGCAGCUGCUGAUCGAUUACGGUACCUUCGGUGCAAAAAUAGGAAGAUUCUCACUCAAGUUGCGACGAGGGAUCAUCCCCUGCUAUCCUCGUGAGCAAAUGAUAAGAAACGUGUCCACAACGUGUCCUCACCUUCCUGCAUUUUGCAGGCUUAAAUACAACACCUUCUCUACACAUGCCCAGCGCUUUGCGGCGUUAGAAGCAUCUUUAAUAGGCAUGAUCACCAUCUCUUCCCUCUUCUUCUGGUCCAAUUGCGCCACCGUCCAUAUUGUCGGACACCAGAUUGACCCGUAUGUUGACUCGGGCGCCGUCUACUUGUCCCGGGUGUGUGACCCUCCCACGGUGACGCAUCUGCCGUCCGCUGCCACAGUGACUGUGUCGGUAUUGUCCUUUGUCAUCGCCUCGGCUGUCGACUUCGUCAUUUAUGCGCUCUUCAGGAGAUUUGUGAUUGAAGUGAGGGAAGAAGAGAUAAGAGAGACGCGUGUGUGCUCGGAUAUGUCUCGUGGAUCUCUUUGCUCGUUUGCAGGAUGAGAUGUCUGCUGCCGAGAAAGGGAUGCAGGUCCACCUUUGGAGGGUGAUGGACUUCAUUGGCUGGACGCUCUGGACAUCGUGGAAUGUCGCCUGUGUCGGGUGGGAUGUCCUGUUUAUUGGGGUGAGUGAAGCUGCUGCAAAUGGAUACCAAAGCGCUCGGACAUACGUGCUGCCGUCCCUGUGUGGGUUGCAGAACCAGCAAGACGUGUUGAUCGGCCAGUGG